AUGGCAAACACAGGAGACAAGCGGAGGUCAGUGCUGAUCACAGGUUGCUCUCCCGGUGGGAUAGGAAAUGCGCUUGCGCGUGAAUUUCAUCAGCAAGGACUACGUGUGUUUGCGACAGCGCGAGACACGGAGACACUGCAGAGUCUGGCAGCCCUAGGGAUUGAAACACUGAGUCUUAUCGUAGAUGACGAAAGGAGUGUCCAGUCAUGCUAUGCAGAGGUUCGAGAAAGGCUUGGAGAGAAAGGACUGGAUUAUCUAGUCAAUAAUGCGGGCCGAAAUUAUACCGUUCCUGCUAUGGAGGUAGACCUCGCGGAGGCUCGUGCAACCUUCGAAACGAAUUUAUUUUCGGUCAUUAACAUGUGCCAAACAUUCCUCCCUCUACUCAAAAAGACCCAGGGCACCAUCGUACAGAUUGGCUCUAUCGCAGGGGUCAUCCCCUAUGUGUUUGGAUCAGUGUACAAUGCCUCGAAGGCCGCGUUGCAUUCGUUCAGUGAUACUCUUAGGGUAGAACUAGCUCCCUUCGGCGUAAACGUGACGACCGUUGUCACUGGAGGUGUGCAAUCUCGCAUUGCUCGUGUCAAACGUACCCUAGCACCGAAUUCACUUUAUGCUCCUAUUGAAGAUGAGUAUAAUCGUCGCGUGAUACACAGCCAAGACGGUGCAAUGCCACACACUGCAUAUGCAAAGAGUGUUGUUGCACAGAUCUUGUAUGGAUCAGCACCGUGGCGCUGGCUGUGGCCAUGGGCUCAUGGCCGUAAGAGCUGGAUAUGGGAAGGCAACAAGAGCUGGGUGGUUUGGUUCUUGUCUGGAGGCUGGGCGUGGACUGGCAUCUUUCACUAUGCCAUGACGAGAAUGUUCAAGCUUUAUAAGCUGAGGAAGAUGGGCGGGAAAUAG
Messenger RNA from Aspergillus pseudonomiae, 894 nucleotides. RefSeq names its product SDR family oxidoreductase. The coding region runs from base 1 to 894 and encodes 297 amino acids. The record is from RefSeq and is a predicted model, not a curated record. The transcript has 6 exons. Gene Ontology annotation, molecular function: acylglycerone-phosphate reductase (NADP+) activity; triacylglycerol lipase activity. NCBI's taxonomy places the organism in Eukaryota, Fungi, Ascomycota, Eurotiomycetes, Eurotiales, Aspergillaceae. Gene Ontology annotation, biological process: phosphatidic acid biosynthetic process; triglyceride catabolic process. Gene Ontology annotation, cellular component: endoplasmic reticulum; lipid droplet.